Messenger RNA from Penicillium angulare, 1263 nucleotides. It is a transcript of the gene sur2, whose product is annotated as sphingosine hydroxylase. The record is from RefSeq and is a predicted model, not a curated record. The coding region runs from base 1 to 1263 and encodes 420 amino acids. The transcript is spliced from 2 exons. Gene Ontology annotation, molecular function: oxidoreductase activity; iron ion binding. Gene Ontology annotation, biological process: lipid biosynthetic process. NCBI's taxonomy places the organism in Eukaryota, Fungi, Ascomycota, Eurotiomycetes, Eurotiales, Aspergillaceae.
AUGGCCACAAACGCGUCGGUCGCCCUCGACCUUCCUCCGCUCCCCAGUUACACGAUCUCCGUCCAGCAGCCUUUACUCGCGCCGAUCCCCGACAACAUCCUCGCUUUGCUACUGCCAAUUGUCGCAUACUGGGGAAUGUCCAUGAUCUAUCACUACUUGGACGUUAACAACUAUUUCGAAGAAUACCGACUUCACACCCCCGCCGAGGUAUUGAAGCGGAACCGCGUCACCCGAUGGGAGGUCGUGCGCGAUGUCGUUUUGCAACAAAUUAUUCAAACAGUAGCAGGCAUGGGCAUGGUCUACUUUGAUCCAGUUGAGACAGUUGGCCGGGAAGAAUACGAUAUUGCUGUUUGGGCGCAGAGACUGAGAAUUGCCCAGCGGGCCAUCCCCCCAGUGUUGGGUUUGAUCGGCGUUGACGCGGCCGGUCUAGCCAAAUCUGUAUCCCAGAACGGCCACACCCUACUUGCUGGAGCUCUGGCUGGAGGAUCCUACCCAAAUGUGAUGCAAUCACUGAUUCUCGACAGCGGGGUCGAGGUCGCUGCGCCCGCCUUUACCGGCUGGGAAAUGUCUUUGGCUAGCUUUCUCUACUGGUACUUUGUCCCGGCCCUUCAGUUCACGCUUGCAGUCUCCAUCCUCGAUACCUGGCAAUACUUCUUGCACCGGGCAAUGCACUUGAACCGUUGGCUAUAUGUAACCUUCCACUCGCGUCACCACCGUCUUUAUGUUCCCUACGCCUUUGGUGCCCUAUAUAAUCACCCCGUUGAAGGCUUUCUUUUGGAUACCGCCGGAACUGGUCUAGGUUUCUUGAUCUCCGGUAUGACAACCAGACAAGCGAUGUGGUUCUUCACUAUGUCGACUAUCAAAACCGUCGACGACCACUGUGGUUACGCCUUCCCUUGGGACCCUCUCCAGCACUUCACCUCCAACAAUGCCGCCUAUCAUGAUAUCCACCACCAAAGCUGGGGCAUCAAGACCAACUUCUCCCAGCCAUUCUUCACUUUCUGGGACCGACUCUUGAACACCCAGUGGAAGGGCGAAGUUAAACUUCGCUAUGAGCGUGCGCGUGAGACCGCACAGAAGCAAGUCGAGCUAGACACUACCAAGGCCGCCGAGGCAGCAGCAGCUGCUCCAGAGGAGCCCAGUCACGAGCCGGCUGUAGUCUCAUCUCAGGGGCCGGCAACUCGAACGCGUUUGCGCCGAAAGACUGUCGACAGUCUAAAAGGGCCAAGUCAUGCUGUCUCCAACAGCGUGAUCCACAAUUAA